UUUCUACCUGGUGGUGAUUGUAAAUCCUGGCACGGUACACCAGUACUGGGAUGUAGGUACGGAAUUCCAGGUGUGGGCCAUAUUGAUCUAUUAAUGGUAAACAGCGACAACGCGACGGCUGGCAGUGUUUGAAUGAUUUUUGACCAUGGAAAUAAUAUGAUUUGUCUUCCAGAUAGACAGAUCAUCAUUUAAACUGAUAUUACAUUAGGUUUCCGGGACAAAUACGUACGAAGUUUGGUGUAUCUAGAGACAUUACCAUGGAUUUGUAUCAAUAUUCGUUGGCCAUUUUUCUCACCUGGACUUGUAUUACAAUACGUACAGGCGUGGCGAUAGACUGUUGGGUAUGUUCCAGUGGCGACGCCGGAUGUGGGGAGGUCAUAGACGAAACGACACUUCAAGGCAACCUGAAGACAGGUUCAGGAUGUGCGGGAUGUGGGAAGACAUUCCUAUCACUGGGCACAUCAUUUUAUAGUAUCGAACGAACCUGUCUCACAUCAGCAUCCGAUACCUGCGUGAACAAACUGGGUUACGGGGACUGCACGUGCUCCACCACGUUCUGCAACGGACAAUCCCGGAAUUUCCCGAGUACCACCUUCAUUUUGGUCGUCUGUGCAGCAGCCAUGCUCGGAUUAAGAUUAUUUUUCAGACCGAAUAUAUUGUAAUAUUGGUGGUGGAAAAUAUUUGGAUAUGCAGAUUAUAAGUAAUUGAAUCAUGUCUUAUUGAGAACUAAACAGUUUCAGGGACUGAUUAUGAAAAUUGUUAAGUCAAAAUUUUAUGAAAACAGAUAUGUUCACUUGAUCCUAUUUUAUUGGAAGUACACAGACUGUGAAAAUUUGCACCAUGCGGGAGAUAAAAACUUUCUAACAGUAUGUGUGAGUUGGAAUACAGGACAAUGGUAGAAACUGUGUUGGCGACAUUUAAAUGGUUCGGAGUUUGUUUGAGAUCCAACAGAAGCGAUUUUAAUUUGCAUUGUAUGAGCGGAGAUGAACUCAAUGUGUAGCUGAGACCCAAUUCAGAAAGUGAAGUGUAAUAUAUAUUUUUGUAUUCUUGAUUUCUCAGUCACAACGUCAUCUAACCAUUGUGAUCAGUGUUGAUUAAUGAGAUAAAACUUAGAUUUAUACUUACAAUGUAUAUUUUUAUUUUUUACGUGAAUGUUUUCUAAUGAAGAAAUUUUGUGAUAUAUAGUUCAAUGUAUGUUUUUGUACAAUAAAAACAAGAUAAUUUUCGUUUAAAA
Messenger RNA from Mizuhopecten yessoensis (Yesso scallop), 1234 nucleotides. RefSeq lists its product as uncharacterized. Bases 258 to 662 code for a protein of 134 amino acids. The record is from RefSeq and is a predicted model, not a curated record. NCBI's taxonomy places the organism in Eukaryota, Metazoa, Mollusca, Bivalvia, Pectinida, Pectinidae. The transcript has 3 exons.